CUACUGUUUCGCGGGGGGAUAUCAGAUGACAUCUGGCAACCCGUCAGAUCAUAAUUGCACCUUGAGCUUAGCAGCCGCGAUGAAACGCCUCCUACAAGUUCCGGCAGGGACACGGCGCUUGUAACCGUGUCCCGCAUGCCCUCCGGGUACACUGGGAAGCAAAGGACAUGUCCAGCCGGUGAACACUGCCUGAUCGAAUCCGCUUGAAUGAGCGACAGAGCCGAGAUGAGAGGGCCCACAGCCCGCCAAAGACGGACGACUAUUUCUGGGGGCGGUGGUGUGAAGCAGCAAGCCAACGGGGCCAAGUGGCACCAUGCUGGUGUGGAGAAACCUCCUCCGUGUCCCACAAAAAAGAAAACGGACGAGGCGUCCAGGCAUGUUAACAACGGGAAGGCGGACAAGGAGAAAGGACAGCAGCCCACUGACAACCAGAGGAAAUCAAGAAGUCCAUUGGACGAAAUCAGUGAGGGACUCAGCUGUCAUGUCCUACAGGAGUCUCUUCUGAGCUCAGCCAGUGGCUAUAGUAACUACAGAGGAAUCCUCAACUGGUGUGUUGUCAUGCUGGUGCUUAGUAAUGCCCGCCUCUUCCUGGAGAACAUUAUAAAGUACGGCAUCCUUGUAGACCCAAUCCAGGUGGUGUCUCUCUUCCUGAAGGACCCUUACAGCUGGCCUGCUGCUUGCCUCAUCAUUGUGUCCAAUGUGUUCAUAUUAGCAGCAUUGUACAUUGAGAGACGUCUAGCUGUGGGAACCGUGUCCGAAACGACCGGAUGGAUUUUUCACAUAUUUAACUUGGCCUCGCUGUUGAUUUUUCCCUCUGCAACUAUUCUCACUGUAACCUCCGUUACCCCUGUGGGUGGCAUCCUGUCCUUGGGAAUCUACACCGUGCUGUUCCUGAAGCUGUACUCCUACCAAGACACCAACAGGUGGUGCCGUGAGAUCAGACAAGCCAAAGCCAAGAAGCUGACUCGCUCCUACUCCUGUCCAUCUGUGGCGCAGUCCAAUGGCUCAGCAGUGCACACUCAUGUCUCCUACCCAGGGAACCUCACCCACAGAGACAUGUACUACUUUGUGUUCGCCCCGACACUCUGCUACCAGCUCAACUUCCCCAGGUCGCCACGGAUACGCAAGAGGUUCCUAGUAAGAAGGCUCUUUGAGAUGCUCUUCUUCAUGCAGCUGCUAGUGGGGUUAAUCCAGCAGUGGAUGGUUCCGACCAUACAGAACUCCAUGAAGCCAUUCCAGGAAAUGGAUUUUUCUAGAAUGGUGGAACGUCUGCUCAAGCUGGCUGUUCCCAACCAUCUGAUCUGGUUGAUAUUCUUCUACUGGUUUUUCCACUCGUCCAUGAACUUUGUGGCUGAGCUGCUGCAGUUUGGGGACAGAGAGUUCUACAGGGACUGGUGGAACUCUGAGACCGUCAUUUACUUUUGGGCCAACUGGAACAUCCCGGUUCACAAGUGGUGUCUGAGACAUUUCUAUAAGCCCAUGUUAAGGAGGGGCGUCAACAAGUUUCUGGCUCAAACUGCCGUCUUCCUGGUGUCCGCCUUCUUUCACGAGUAUUUAGUGAGCGUCCCUCUGAAGAUGUUCCGCCUGUGGGCCUUCAUGGGCAUGAUGGCUCAGGUUCCCCUCGCUUGGUUCGUGGGUCGCUUCCUGAAGGGCAUCUACGGCAACGCGGCCGUGUGGAUGUCGCUCAUCAUCGGGCAGCCGGUGGCCGUGUUGAUGUACGUGCACGACUACUACGUCAUGCAUCACGGCAACAGCACGUAGCCCUGCGGAGACAUUUCAAAGACAAGUUGAAACGACUCGAACGGAGCCUUGCUCGGACCACGGUUGCUGAGAAGGCUGCAAAAUGGCCAAAGAUAAGAAAAAUGGAGACUGAAGAAGACAUCUAAUCGGCAAAUGAGCUUUUUCCUACCUUCACAACCACAAAACAAUGCAAUCAUGCUAUAUUAUGUGCGUGGUUAUGACUUUAUUUUGUGUAUUUGUUUAUGACUACUGCAAUAACGUGCCAACCCAAUGAACUGAACCCAUUUUGCCAUUGAAUGCUUUUGCACUUUAAAGAGAUGCAUGCUCUUGAAUGUUCUCUUUCGGUUGUGUUUUUGCCAUCGAGAUAUGUCGAGUCUUCUUUUUGCUUCCAAAUUGAGACCAACUCUCCUUUAAUACCAAACAUUUCAGGGAACGUCAGUGCGAAAUAAAGCACCAUUUGUCACUGAAGCUGUGCUGAAAUUCCUUCGUAAUUCGAGAAAAAGUGCCUGCUCUUAAAAACAGGCCAAAUGCUUUUGAUGAAAUCAUCUGUCCUGAGUAAAUUUGGAUGUUAUCAGUGCACUAAUGUAGCCAAAUGUGAGUAAAGUUAUUUUAUAAGCUCUACUGUAUAUCUAUUUGUAAAAAAUCAAUUUAAAAAAAUGUAGCUUAAACUGCCUUUUAACAUGUGUUUUAAAUGUUUAAUGAAGAAAUAAUGUACUACUCAUGCAAAUAUGUGUGGUUUAAUACAUUUUAUGAAAAUUCCGAUCUGUUUUUUGGG
Messenger RNA from Dunckerocampus dactyliophorus (ringed pipefish), 2515 nucleotides. RefSeq names its product diacylglycerol O-acyltransferase 1a (gene dgat1a). Gene Ontology annotation, cellular component: endoplasmic reticulum membrane. Lineage: Eukaryota; Metazoa; Chordata; Actinopteri; Syngnathiformes; Syngnathidae. Gene Ontology annotation, molecular function: diacylglycerol O-acyltransferase activity. The record is from RefSeq and is a predicted model, not a curated record. Gene Ontology annotation, biological process: triglyceride biosynthetic process. The transcript is spliced from 17 exons. The coding region runs from base 208 to 1761 and encodes 517 amino acids.